This is a messenger RNA of Cavia porcellus (domestic guinea pig), 1974 nucleotides long. RefSeq names its product purinergic receptor P2X 2 (gene P2rx2). The record is from RefSeq and is a predicted model, not a curated record. The coding region runs from base 131 to 1633 and encodes 500 amino acids. Lineage: Eukaryota; Metazoa; Chordata; Mammalia; Rodentia; Caviidae. Gene Ontology annotation, cellular component: plasma membrane; signaling receptor complex; nuclear inner membrane. Gene Ontology annotation, biological process: response to ATP; calcium ion transmembrane transport. The transcript is spliced from 11 exons. Gene Ontology annotation, molecular function: ATP binding; purinergic nucleotide receptor activity; extracellularly ATP-gated monoatomic cation channel activity.
CGCUGCUCCUCCCUCCCGGCCAGCCAGCCGGCCAGCAGUCCCCUCCGAGCUCCAGCCUCCCUCCUCCGGCACCUGCGGCACGCAGUGGGGGCCCUGGGUGGUGCAGCCCGAGAGCAGGGUUCUGGGCACCAUGGCUGCCACCCACCCCAAGGCCCCCACAGCGCAGCGCCUGGCCCAAGGCUGCUGGUCUGCAUUCUGGGACUACGAGACGCCCAAGGUGAUCGUGGUGCGCAACCGGCGCCUGGGGGUCGUGUACCGGGCGGUGCAGCUGCUCAUCCUGCUCUACUUUGUGUGGUGCGCAGGAGGAAGUGGGGAGCUGGGCUGGGUGGGGACAACAUCGCACAGGAGGCUGGGGCCCUGCAGGUACGUGUUCAUCGUGCAGAAGAGCUACCAGGACAGCGAGACGGGCCCCGAGAGCUCCAUCAUUACCAAGGUCAAGGGGAUCACACAGUCUGAGCACAAAGUGUGGGACGUGGAGGAGUAUGUGAAGCCCCCUGAGGGGGGCAGUGUGUUCAGCAUCAUCACCAGGAUUGAGGUCACCCCCUUCCAGACCCUGGGUGCCUGCCCAGAGAGCAUAAGGGUCCCCAACACCACCUGCCACUUGGAUGCUGACUGCACAGCUGGAGAGCUGGACAUGCUGGGCAAUGGGCUGCGGACAGGGCGCUGCGUGCCCUACUACCAUGGGGAGGCCAAGACCUGCGAGGUGUCCGGGUGGUGUCCAGUGGAGGAUGGGGCCGCAGUCAGCCACUUCCUGGGUAAGAUGGCCCCAAACUUCACCAUCCUCAUCAAGAACAGCAUCCACUACCCCAAGUUCCAGUUCUCCAAGGGCAACAUUGCACACCGGGAGGAUGACUACCUGAGGCGCUGCACCUUCGAUCAGGGCUUUGACCCCUACUGCCCCAUCUUCCGGCUGGGCUUCAUUGUGGAGCAGGCUGGGGAGAACUUCACAGAGCUGGCACACAGGGGUGGUGUUAUUGGCGUCAUCAUCAACUGGGACUGUGACCUGGACCUGCCCUCAUCCCACUGCAACCCUAAAUACUCCUUUCGGAGGCUCGACCCCAAACACGUCCCCGCCUCCUCAGGCUACAACUUCAGGUUUGCCAAGUACUACCGAGUGAACAGCACCACCACCCGCACACUCAUCAAGGCCUAUGGGAUUCGCAUCGAUGUCAUCGUGCACGGUCAGGCAGGGAAGUUCAGCCUGAUUCCCACCAUCAUCAACCUGGCCACUGCGCUGACCUCCAUUGGAGUGGGCUCCUUCCUGUGUGACUGGAUCUUGCUAACAUUCAUGAACAAAAACAAGGUCUACAGCCAUAAGAAAUUUGACAAGGUGUGUGCGCCAAGCCGGCCCUCCAGCAGCUGGCCAGUGACACUUGCUCUUAUUCUGGGCCAGGCUCCCCCACCACCCAGGCACUGCUCUCAGUCCCUGGCACCUGGCCCAUCAGGCCAGUGGGGCCCACAAGGGGCAGAGCCAGGCAAAGUUGUUGGGUCUCCAGAAUCCCACUCCAUACCCGCCCUGUCUGAGCAGAUAGCGGACACUCCUGACCGGUGUGUAGGACAAGGGCUUCCCUCUUCUGAGUCGCCCCUGCAGGACUCCACACCCACAGACCCCAAAGGUUUGGCCCAGCUCUGAACUUCUGGUCCUCACUGUGCUACAGACCUAGGCUCCAAAGUCCCCACCCAGCUGCCUCGGCACACCCCCUAGCUAUGCCUUGGAUGCCCCUGGAAGCCCAGGGGCAGAAGCCCUAAGCAGAGGGAUCCAGUCCCCACGCCAGGUCUGCAGACAGGAGGGUUCCUGCCAACUGGAGACCUCCCUGCCUGCCACCACCCUCUGACAACCCCUGGGGGACCCCACAUCACAGCUGAGUUCUGAGGAGCGAAGUCCAUGCUCUUGCCCCCAAUCCCCACAACCCUGCCAGACCUUCCCCUGGAAGCCACAGCAUCCGGAGUCCAAUAAAACUGAGUUGCAGCCCA